Molecule: messenger RNA, 1432 nt
Organism: Dictyostelium purpureum
Lineage: Eukaryota; Evosea; Eumycetozoa; Dictyosteliales; Dictyosteliaceae
Exons: 1
Coding region: 17-1336 (439 amino acids)
Source: RefSeq, a predicted model, not a curated record
AGAAAAAUACAAUAAAAUGGUACAAGAAUUAAAUCACAUAUUAGAUACAAAUCAAUUUGAUACAACAGAGUUAAACUCAUCCAUACAUUCAAUUUCAAAAUCAAAUGAUCAAAAAUUAAAACCAAUUGUUUCAAAAAUUUUGCGAAUAUUAUAUUCAAUAUAUAAAUUAAAAAUUAAAAAAUCAACUGAUAUACCAAUUAUGUAUUAUAUAUACUUUAAAGGAAAUCCAAAAGCCGAACAAGUAUUUGCAGAUAGAAAAUCCAAUAAUCGCUCCAUCCAUGUAGAUCUAUUCAGUGUUAAAAAAGGUGAUGAAUGUGUAGAAUAUCUGAAAAGAUUUGCCAAAUCAUUACUCGAAAUUUCAUCUAGGGAUAGGAUUCAAGAGUUAAUUUUUUCAAGCAAUAAUUUGGAACUAAUCGAUUUCCUGUUCACUCAUUUCCCCAGAGAUCUAUACGAAAAUUGUUAUAUAUAUUUAAAACAAAUAACAAAUAUCGAAAUACUUGACUAUUUUUUCAAAAACCAUCAAGAAUUAAUGUUCAAGGACAAUAGUCCACUUUGGAUGUACACCGACAGCAAAGUUAUUGGCCAUUUCGAAGAAUUAAUGAAGCAAGUAUCAAGAAACUUUAUGGUUAAAUGCGAUAUAAAUAAGUUUUCAAGUAACGAUCUAGGAAAAAAUCUUUUUGAAAACUUAGAAAGAGCACUCAACAACCCAGAAGUUUAUAUAUUCGAAAAAAAUGAAAAUGAUCCUCCAAACUCUAUCAAUAGAUAUAGAUCAUAUUUUGUAAAAUUGGAUAGUUCCACACAGGAUUCAGCCAUAUCAAUUUUAGAAAAGCACAUAGAAAAAUAUGGCACAUCUGAAUACUUUGAUAUUAAAUCAAUUUUAAACAAUAAACUCCAUCAAUCCUAUAAAUUAAUACACUGGAUCUUUAAAGAUUUAUCAGAUGAAUAUAUUAAAUCACACCUAUCAAACCAAGAAUUAACUAUUAAGUCUGGUAUUAAUAAAACCAAUAAUCAUAUAUAUGAAAUAAAAAUCAAAGUAUUUAUCAAAUGGGAACUGCUUUUAUUUUAUUGUGGCCGUUCAAAUUUUUUAUAUGAAAGCCUAGUAUCAAACUCUUUGUCAAAAGAACUCUUAAUACAAGAUCUACUUUAUAAUAAAAUUAGAGUCCAUCCAUUUUUAAAUUUACUUGGUUGCUUAUUAAAAUUAGAUUUCGAAAGUGAAAUUCUUUACAAUUCUCUAAAAGAAGUAGUAACUAUUUUGAAAGCCCCCGAUUUCCACCAUCCAGAAGUAUUUAUUGUUGAGGAAGCUGGAAAAGUAGUCCUUAAAAUAUAUAAAAGUUGAUCAAACAAUAUCUUUUAUCGGUAACACUGGAUUUUUAAAUAAAUUUUUUAAUUAUAUUAAAACACAAAAUAAAAUAAAACUAAAAUAUUAAAAAUU